Messenger RNA from Annulohypoxylon maeteangense, 1483 nucleotides. RefSeq names its product Ribokinase-like protein. Lineage: Eukaryota; Fungi; Ascomycota; Sordariomycetes; Xylariales; Hypoxylaceae. The coding region runs from base 218 to 1339 and encodes 373 amino acids. Gene Ontology annotation, biological process: pyridoxal 5'-phosphate salvage. Gene Ontology annotation, cellular component: cytosol. Gene Ontology annotation, molecular function: pyridoxal kinase activity. The transcript has 5 exons. The record is from RefSeq and is a predicted model, not a curated record.
AUUACCGUAUCGGCAAUCGGCGGAUGUGAAUAAUGAUUAGGUACAUGCAUCUUCUAAGCUCUUUACCAAUUUUUUGUCUUUCUUUUUUAUGAACAUACUUGAAUGGCUUUGCGGUACAUACCCAGUUCUUUUCUCUAUAGACUGGUGUGACCUAGGAUUCACAUAGAUAUCACUAUCACUUCCUUAGAAUAUACCCUGCAUCAACCAAACCGUCCGCAUGAGUACCGAACCUCCCGUUCCAGAGACGAGCGUCCUUGCCGUCGCCAGUCAUGUUGUCUCAGGGAACGUAGGAAACAAGAUCGCCGUCUUCGUACUCCAGUCUAUGGGCUGCGAUGUAUCCGCCUUAAAUACGGUUCAAUUCAGCAAUCAUACCGGUUACAAACAAUGGAAGGGCACACGGGUAUCGGCGCAAGAGAUCACAGACUUAUGGGAGGGUCUUAAACAGUCGUACCUCGAUGGCGUCGACAUGAUGCUCUCCGGCUACGUUCCCGGUGCAGAGGCUGUCACUGCCGUAGGUAAUAUCGGCAAGGAACUGAGACAGAAAUCGGAGGAAGUCGGAAAGCCGGGAAACUUCUUCUGGGUCCUAGACCCUGUCAUGGGCGACAAUGGUCGUUUAUACGUGGCGGAAACCGUUGUUCCCGCGUAUAAGAGCCUGAUACAUUAUGCAGACCUCAUACUACCGAAUCAGUUCGAAGCUGAGCUCCUCUCGGGCGUUAAGAUCACCGACCGCGAUUCCCUCGAACACGCCAUCCGUGUCCUACACCAAGAAUUCGGAGUUCCCCACGUCGUUAUCACAUCAGUGUCCAUCCCACUCUUCAGCUCCUCCUCGGCCGCCACCCCGCAGACGCCACGCACGAUGUCGGUUGUGGGCUCGUCGAUGACGUCAGAUCGGCAGCCACGCGUGUUCAGGAUCUCGUUCCCGGUCUUCGAGGCUUACUUCAGCGGUACGGGGGAUAUGUUCGCGGCGCUCAUGGUGGUGCGGAUGCGCGAGGCCGUUGCGAACUACGAUAAGCUGAGCAAUGGGGUUGGGGAGGGGAAGGGGGCGUCAUCCUCGAAGUUGGGCGAGAGGCGCUCGUGGCUUAGCGACGACACUAUAGGCGUGCUGGAUUUGCCGCUUGCGAGGGCCGCGGAGAAGGUCCUAGCUAGCAUGCAUGAGGUCCUCGAUCGUACGUGUGAGAGUAUGAAUGCUCAAAUGAGAGCGAUUAGAGAACGGAGGGGCGACGACAUAGACGAGACGACGUUGCAUCUGCUUAAAUCGCGGGCUGCGGAGUUGAGGCUGACGAGGAAUUUGGGAUGCUUGCGUGAUCCGACGAUAGAAUAUCGGGCGGAGAAGAUGUAAAAAGCGAUUGGAUAUUUCAGGGGAUGAGGAAGAUGAGAGGAUGGUUGGGUCUCUUGUAUAGAGGCGUAGAUUACAUAGACGAUGCCUAAGAUAGGUCGAGCUAACAGGAUCAUAUAGAAUAGAGAAUAGAGACAUGUGAACACA